AUGGAGGUGACCAGGCGGGCCUCCGCCCCCGAUGCCCGCAAUGCAGCGCGGUUGCUGCGACGCACGCCUCCGAAGGCUGGCUUGGAAACACUUCGGGAGCUAUGCGGGCAGCGGUUGGAGGCCAAUGCCUUCCACGCUGGAGCACUUCUGGGAGCCUGUGCCCAGGCCUUCGCCUGGGAGCACGCUCUGUCGAUGUUGCAAACUCUUCCAGGCGCAGCCCUGUUUCCAGACGAUGUCGCCUUCGCUUCGGCCAUUGCGGCCUGCGGCCGCAGCCUGCGCUGGGCCCUGGCUUUGGUUGUCCUUACAGAUUCUUUCGAACUGCACAUCGCUUCACAGGCGGGUGUGGGUGCCGCCAUCGCAGCAGCAGCUGGAGUGGGCGAAUGGCAGGUGGCACUGUCUCUGCUCGCUCAGCUGGAAGCGCACAAGAUGCAGCCUGAUGUUAUGAGCUACACACAGGCCCUCAGUGCCUUCGAGGGUUCCAGCUGCUGGCAGAAGGCCUUGUCCUUGCUCUUUGAAGCUGAUGAGCUUGGGAUGGCCAAUGAGAAAAGUUACACUGCCUCCAUGCGUGCGUGUACGGACCAAUGGCAGUGGUCCCUGGCCCUGUUCAGAAGGCUGCCCUGCCCUGACAGGCGAGCCUUCAACGUGGCAUUAAACUCCUGUGCGAAGGCCUUGAAGCGUGAGGUGGCCCUCGUGCUCCUCCGUCAGAUCCCGGAAGCGGAUGCCGUCAGCUACAACUCUGCCUUGGCUGCAUGCGGCGAUGACUGGAUUCAGGCCUUGCAACUGCUGGACGAGCUGAGCAGCCGUGCGGACAUGAUCAGCUACAAUGCGGUCCUCGCGGCUUGUGAGGCAGCAGGGGUUUGGCCUGUGGCAUUGAAUCUUCUGGGGCAAAUGAGAGAGGCCUUCCUGGAGCCGGACUCACUGAGCUGCCGUGCGGCCAUGGGCGCCUGUGCCUCGGCAGCCGCCUGGCGUCGAGCCCUGGCGCUAGCCCCACGAGCUCCGGAUGCUGUGGACCAUUUCAUGUGCGCUGCGUGCUGCCGUGCACUCGGUGCUGGCCUACGGUGGUCCGAGGCGUUGGACUUGAUUCAGUCGCCGGGAGUGGCACUCAGUGAGGUGGCCCUCAGCUGCACCAUUCGCGCUGCCGGGGCAGCCCACCGCUGGCAGGUCGCGACAAGGCUUUUGCAUCAGAUGGAGGAUCUCUCCGUGGAGAGCAACGCCUUUAGCUUCUCGGCUGCGAUCGAUGCCUGCGCCAAAGCUUCACAGUGGCUGCAGGCAGUGGGCAUCUUCAUGUCGAUGCCGGCUACCUCCACCCGGUGCAGUGAAGUUUGUCUGAAUGCGGCGCUUGCUGCCUGCCAGAGGGCCAGUCGUUGGCGCCAGGCUUUAGCACUGGGCGCAUGGGCGGAAGGGCAAGACGUCGCGGUGGACGAUGCUGGCCACCACAUCUUGCUCUGUGCACUCGAGGCCGUGGGACACUGGGCCGCGGCUUUGGCACUGCUGACUAGUCGCCAGCCGGCAGCGCCUGCUGCUGCUGAUGCAGCCACGCUGGCCGCCUGCCGAGCACUGCGCUGGCAGGAGGCUCUGAUACUUGGGCAUGCUGCUUUGAAGAAGCCCCAGCCGGGACGACGCGGAGAGGUUUUGGGUGCACUGGCUUGCCUUUGUGAAGAGCAAGGGCACCCUGCUGGGCAGCAGCUCUUCCAGGAUCUUGCCAAGGCAGCGCACGCGAGUGGCCUCCGGGGACUCAGCCAGGCCUUGGCCACGGCAUCGAGCUGGAAGAGAGACUGGACACCCCUGGAUGUCGCGGCGAAGCUGCGUGGUAUGUUGGGCGCUGGCUCCGUCACUGGAAGGCUACCCUACCAGAAGGAAGUGGCGCUGCUGAGGAAGGUGGUGGAACAGGCCAAUCCGGGGGAUGCAGCUUCUGUUGUGCAUCAGAUGGAAUGUUUUGGCGUGGAGCUGGGCAGCGCAGGUGGCUGGGCGAAAUUUGCUGCUGGGAGCAAGGCCCAGAUUUUGCUUUCGGGUGCAGCCGGGGCCGGGCCUUCUCCGAAGCAUGUCCUGGACAUUGGGGCCUACGGCGGUGGGUCAGCUCUGCACCUCGCAAUGGCUCUGCCGGGAGUUCAUGUGACCGCUGUCGAGCUGGAUCCCGUGAUGGUUGCUUUGGCGCGCUGCUUCUUGGGCUUUGCUGGAGUCGGCGACCGCGUGCGUGUGCUUCCAGGUCACACCAGGCUUCGGCUGCCAGGGCUCCAGGGACAGCGCUUUUCUGGCAUCUUCGCUGAUGUUUGGGGUGCCCAGUACGCAGACGUCCUCGCACUAAUUCAUCGACAUGCGCUGCUGUCGACUGGAUCGGUGCUCAUCGCGGACAAUGUUCUUCGCACGGGAGCGGCCGAGUUCGCGGGGCGUGUGACUGGCCAAGGUUUCCACACUGUCGUGAUGCCGGUCAGGGAGGUAGCAAACCCGGAAGAAGAGGACUGGAUGACGGUUUCGGUCUUGCGGGAUGCCGCGGCUUGGGAGACGAGUGUUUCGGAGGAGCUGUUGGAGCUCCAGGCGAGGUCUGAGCAUCUACGCGACGAAGCUACCAACGAGGGCAUCGCUCCAGAGGAGCACCAAGACUUCUCUGAGCGAGCUCGUGAGGUCUUCCGCAAAGCCGGGAUCGUGCCCGUCGACAGCUCGUCGUAG
This is a messenger RNA of Symbiodinium sp. CCMP2456, 2667 nucleotides long. Lineage: Eukaryota; Dinophyceae; Suessiales; Symbiodiniaceae. The record is from the annotation of a GenBank genome assembly.